AUGUCCGGGAGCGAUGCUCCAUUGCAAGUGGACGAGUCGGAUACGAUGCAGUUGAUAAGACAAGCAGUAUUGUUUGAAAAUUUGGAGCUUGUCACGGAUUUGGUUCGCGAAAAUCCCUGGAGUUUAAAUAGAGUGGAUCGACAUGGCCGGACGCCAUUGAUGUUGGCGGCUCACAAUGGCAGGAUCGAUAGUUUAAGGAUUUUGUUGGCGCUAAGUCAAGAUACUCUUAACGCAAGCAAUGGCGCAGGAAAAACUGCGUUGCACCUAGCUGCUGAAGCUGGAGAAGUGUCGGCAGUGCGACAACUCCUCGAGGCCGGUGCCGACACUGAACGUCGCGAUGCAGCUGGUCAUUGUCCCCUCGAAUCAGCGCACAUGGCUGGGCACGACAGCGUGGCUGCUGCAAUAAUUGAGAGCAUCCAAAUUGAAAACGACAAGCUCAAUGAGGCACAUACUCAGCUAAUGAUUGCUUGUGCGGAAGGUGAUGUAGCGGCUGUAGAUAAAAUUUUGGCUGACUUCUCUUUGAAAGAUCGCCAUGUUUUGCUCAAUGGACGUUCUCCCGAGGACGAUACUGCAAUGUUCAUUGCUUGCACUAAUGGUCAGGCCGAAGUAGUUAAUCAUCUUCUUCCUCCUGAGAACGAGCACGUGUUAAUAAAUCCCAUCAACAAGGAUACCGUACUUCAUGCAGCGGUUUCCUCGCAAAGUGUCGACGUUUUGCGUAUCGUUCUUGAGGCCUAUCCAAAUUUGAUUGCCAACACAAAUUGUGAUGGAUGUACAUGCCUUCAUUGGGCAGCAGAAAGCGGUUCCACUGAUAUUGUGAAAUGCUUGCUUGAGUUCCCUUACCCAGAAGAGUAUGUGAAGGAAGUUGACUUGCUUGCGCAUCCGCCGUAUCGCCUAGCAAUCGAUGUGAAUCGUGGUGACAAUGAGUGUCGAACGGCAUUGUAUCGAGCAACUGCUAAAGGUCACGCUGAAGUACUACAAUAUAUGCUAUCGUUUCGAUGUCCUUUCACUGAUGGAAUAACAAGGUGCCCCUUUCAACUUGAUGUUUACUGUAGUCGAGGAAGAACUCCUUUGAUGGUAGCUGCAUAUAACCAGUCGCUACCGGUGCUUACACUGCUCCUUGAAGCGGGUGCAGAUGUAAAUCUGCCUUUGGGUGUUCUUGAUUCGGAAACAUGCGAAGAGGCUCGUUGUGUUGGAUCUGGUGCACUAGUGGAAGCUACGCGAUCUGACGCUAUUCACAUUGUGCAUUUCUUAUAUGACAUGGGAGCUCUCGACACCGACAAUCGGGCAUUGCGUCUUGCUGCAAAGAAUAAGAAUUUGAAGCUUAUACGGGUAUUCUUAACGCGACUAGUUUUUCCCGAUCCAGAAUAUAAAGUAAACAAGAAGAACAUUGAUGUUGGACAGAUCCAAGUUGGUCAAAAUCUGCUUCCUUCCUCACUCUGUCCAUCACGAGCGGCAUCUCUUUGCUGGGGUGCAGCUUCGCUGGAAGCUGUCCAGUCGGAUUGGUUUGUUGCUGCAGCUUUGCAGGUCAAUCCCAGACUUCGCACUACGAGGUUGUCUCUCGCAGCUAUAACACGGGUAGAUCUUUCAUGUAAUCGACUAACUACAUUCCCUGCUGUAUUAUUCCAAAUGCCUUCUUUAAGAUCUCUGAAUCUUGCUGAGAAUCUCAUUACUACUAUAGAUAUGCCGGGUUUUUAUGUUACCUCCACAUCGCUAGAAGUCCUCAAUCUGAAACAAAACCGUCUGGAGGCAAUUUCUCCACAGUUUUUAUCGUCGUUGCCUCAAUUAACCACUUUGGACGUUUCCCGUAACUGUCUCAACCAAUUGCCGGAAUACAUUUGGCUGUGUCCCUCGUUAAAGGAGCUCAAUGUUGCAUCGAAUCAUCUUAAUUCUUUACCUAUGGUGGGAAAUAUGCCGAGAAUUGGUCGAGCUUCUCGCAGUGUACAACCCUCCACGCCUACUAGUCCGAUAGCAGGCUCAGAUGAUGUCGCAAUCAAUGAUGGCGUAGAAGAGCCUACUAACGUUAUCACAAAGCCGCUAAUUCGACAGAAUAUCUGGCAGUCAGGAAUAAACUUAUCAAAGGUCGAUGAUGAAGACCUUUUCCCCGAUUUUCCCGUGACGUCCUCUAGCACGCUCACGACAUUGAACCUUUCCGCCAAUAGGUUCCAAGUGUUCCCUUUCUGCCUUGCUUGUACGUGCCCUCGUUUGCUCACUUUGAACAUGAGCUUUAAUCAGCUAGUAGCAUUGCCGCCUAUACAGUGUAUUCCAGCGCAUGUUAGAACACUUGAUUUUUCUGGAAACCUAAUUCGGGAGGGAUUCCAAUUACCUACUGUAUUCCACACCGUUUGCCACGCAGUGCCCCCAACCACUCUAACACCUCUGGGCGUUCGUCGUCCUAAUAGCCCUGUGCGACAGAACCGUAGCAGGUCAAAAUCUGCAGUUCGAUCGCAGCGGUCCCUAUCUGUGUCGCGCAACCAACCAGUAGAAAUAAAUUUUGAAGAAGCUUGUCAGCACAAACGGCAUGAUUCGUUAGAAUGGCUGAAAACGUUGAAUAUCAGUGGAAAUCAACUUGAAUCAAUUCCCGUAUGUAUCACGUCCAAGGUACUAUACCAACAGCUUAAUGUCUUGGACGUAAGUGCAAACUCUCUAAAGACAGUGACGGCCGAUCUUUCGCGAAUUCCCGGGUUGUCAGUCUUAAAUCUAAGUGGAAAUAAAGGCAUUCAAACUCUUCCGCCAGAGUUAGGUACACUUUCGAGACUAUGGUCGCUGUCAUUGAAAGGCUGUCAACUCAAAGAGCCGCUCGAUUCCAUGGUCAAUACCGAGAAUUGCAAAACUGUUGAGAUUGUCGCUCACUUGAAAACCAUUCUGGAAGAGUCUAAAACUUACCAUCACUUACGUUUGCUUAUUCUGGGGAGUGAUGGUGUAGGUAAAACACAGCUUUGGGAAGGACUGCGUUCUGAAGCUAUUCAGAAGAAAUCGCCGUUACAGGCUGAAAGCGUCCAGAUUGCUGAGUGGAAGUUCGAAACGAAGAAGGUCAAGGGAGAAGCAUCGCUAGGUCCUGUAGCGUUUUCAUCCUGGGACUUCACAGGACAGAGGGAAUAUCAUGCAACUCACCACUAUUUUCUUACUCGACGAACUCUGUAUAUUGUUGUAUGGAGGGUGACUGAUGGAGAAGUAGCACUUCACGAUGUCCAGCGCUGGCUCAUUAAUAUACAGGCUCGAGCUCCGAACUCCUGCGUGAUUUUGAUCGGAACGCAUGUUGAUCAAAUUACCUCGAAUCCAACAAAGUUUUCGAAGAAUUUCCUGAAUUCGGUCGAAAAGAAGAUACGAAGUCGAUUCAUGGUCAACGACGGAGAUAAACAUGGUUUGCCAAGGAUUCUUGACUUACUAUUCAUCAACGGCAAAUCAAGAAAUGACAUCAAGAACCUCCUUAGUGUAAUUUACAACUCAUCGUGGGAAGUAAGGAUUGGAAAGGAACGUGCGCUUGAUCAGCAGAUACCAUCUUCCUACAUAGCUAUGCUGAAGAUCGUUCGUGAAAUGCACAGUGACUUGCGUCGCGACGCCUCAUCAGCUGUCAUGACCCUCGAGUCAUUCAGGGAACGAACGAAACAGCGAAUGAACCAAAAAUUUGGAAGACCGUUUAGGGAUGACAUCGAAUUUCGCGGUGCUUGUACAUUUCUCCAUGACAGCGGUGAAAUCGUCCACUUCGAGGAUGCCAGCUUGAGACAGCUGGUAUUUGUGGAUCCUCUGUGGUUAGCCGAUUACCUUGCUGCUGUGGUAGCUUUGAGAUCUCCGCAUAAAGCUGCUGGCGUCUUAUCACAAGAUGCUCUUACGCCAUUGCUGAAACAAUUUCGCUCUCUUGACUCGACCGUCCCUCUCCGUACCGCGCUUCUUCAUCUGUUGCAAAAGUGCGAGCUUGCUCUGCCAUGUCUUGCUCGUUGCUUGGUCGUUCCAUCUCUUCUACCAGACGAAUAUAGGCUUAGAGCUGAUUACCAGGCUUCUUCAGUCAGAAUAACUGCGAAAGUGGUUUCUUGGUCGGUUCGUUCAACACCAGAAUCUGUUACCCAUCAACCUUUGACUCGUACUACCGGGGUCUGGUCGAGGUCCGUUGAACAUCCACCAUUAUCUCCACAACAGCCGCUAAAUGGUGACGCCACAGCGGAAGCAACCUUCAAUUUCAAUUACACGGCAGAGAAACAAUUGCGAAGAGUUUAUGCCAUGUCUUACAUCCCGUCUGGUUUUUGGAGUCGCCUUAUCACAAGGAUCAUAGGAGAUGAGAAUGUGAUGCGAGCAAUCGAGUGUGUAUUCUUCACAAAUUCCCAGAGUGAUGCUGAACGUCUUCGCGAAUUAUGCGACAGUCACGUCAAGGCAGAGUGGAUUGUUUGGCAAACAGGACUUGAGCUCAUCAUCAAAGGACAUUCCGUUUUUAUACUGAAGCAGUUCUUCCCUCAGGCUGAGGUGCGCAAUUUGGAUUACACUUGUUUGGAUUUUCGAACACGCGAUGAGCAAAAGCGUUGGCGGACAUUUCCGCUCAACCAGUAUGCGCUCAUCGAAAUGCUCUUCCCUCAGCCUAGUGCCAUAGUUGCGGAUGUAAGAAAAUUUUCACUCACAACUGAAGGCGAAGGCUCAACUAGGCUUCUUGCUCUUGUAGUGGAUCUGCUUGACACCUUGCUGGAAGACUGGUAUCCCGCAAUAGGCACUCGUUUUGUACACUCUUCGGAAGGGGACCUGUUAGUCAACAGAUUCGUUCCCUGCUCGAAAUGUGCCUGUGAUAUAGCAGCCGAAACACAACAAGUUCGUGAUGAUGCAGAACUGACUCACAAGAAGAAUAGCAAAGGUGAACACACUGUUCGUGGCUCGAAGACUACAGGAGACAUCUCCACCUUAUACGUCAUCCACUGCUUUUCUAUAGAAGAAUGCAUGCUGGCAGGUCGUGAAAGCGGUUGGCUGGAAUGUCCGUCGCAUGGAGGUAUACAUAUGAGAGAUAUCGCUCCGGACACUGUUUUCGUAGACAUUGAAUCUUCUCUGGCUAUUGCAGCUGAUCAGUUGAGGCGUGGUCGUCUAUUAGGUAGAGGCGCUUUUGGAUUUGUAUUCAGAGCUACCGUGAAGUUGCAGAGCGGAGAACUUUGUGAGGUUGCUCAAAAGAUGCUUGAGCCGGUAAACCCAGGACCAGGUUCUAGGCCUUCCGCAGUGGCAGCAUACAAGGCUGCUGCUGAUAAAUGGCGUCGCGACUCUUUGGAGUUUGCAUCGCGAGCUUACUGCACCUCCAGACAGGAGCUGAAUCUUCUCAGUCGACUGAGGCAUUCAAACAUAGUUUCCCUUAUAGGGGUUUGCGUGUCUCCUCUCUCACUGAUUUUUGAGCUAGCGCCUCUUGGAGCUCUCAAUCAGCUUCUAGCCAGUCAUAGAAGAAGCGGCGCUCGUCUGGGCCUCUCAGUCCUCCGUGAUUCAGUCACGCAGGUUGCGAAGGCGCUUGAAUAUUUGCACUCGGCACACAUCAUCUACCGUGAUUUGAAGAGUGAAAACGUUUUGGCAUGGCGAUUUCCACCUCCAUUUGGUACACAAACAGAUGUAUUACUCAAACUAGGAGAUUAUGGUAUAUCACGAACUGUAAUGCCAUCCGGGGGUGCUAAGGGAUUUGGAGGCACUGAAGGUUUCAUGGCUCCAGAAAUACUUCGGUUCAAUGGCGAAGAAGAAUAUACGCAGAAGGUCGAUUGCUUCUCUUUUGGGAUGUUUCUCUACGAGCUGAUCACUCUGAAACAUCCAUUCGAGGGUGAAGAGCAUGUCAAGGAAAGAUUGUUAGAAGGAGCUCGACCAGUGUUUCUCCCUCACGAAUUACUAGUGCCGUCACCAAUGUUGGAUCUAGCAGUUCACUGUUGGGCAGCCCUGCCAGACAGUCGACCAUCAUCAUCGCAACUCGUCGGUUAUUGUUCAGCACCUGAGUUUACGCAUAUACUUGAUGUUUGUGAACUAGAGGAAGCUUUACCUCCAUCUUGCAUAUUGCCAUACCACACUGGCGAUGAAGUGGACGAUCCGGACGAUUUUGAAGCGCAGUUGUGGCUUGGAGGGAAAGACAUUACCGUCAUGAGUUGCACUCAGUAUGGAUGGCUGGAUCAAAAGCUGAUUGAAACCGCCUUCAGGACACGGUUUACUAGUAGAGUUAGAGACACUAUCUGGUCUUGUGAUGAAAAUGGUGAAGUGACAGUUUUUGCUACUUCCUUGCACGAGUUAGGAAGAUUGAAGCUGCCAUCGCUGGGUGCUCCCAUUAUUCGCGCUCCGGAAAUGAUAGGAACGGAUAUCCUUCUGCUUGUCACCGAGCGCCAACUCAUACUUCUUCGUAUCAGCGAAUCAAAUUCAGUUGGCUUGUUGGCAAGUCUUGAAAGUCCGUAUUCAAUCAAAACUGCUUCCGUAGUUGUUCAGGCCUCUAGCAGGCAAAUUUGGACUGGCCACUCAGAAGGCCGUAUAUCAAUCCACCACCUCAGUCAAGAAGACAAGUUCUCGUUUUCAUCUUCGCUGUAUCUGCCGGACGAUAGUGUGACCGUCAAAGAUAUAGUAACGAGUAGAGAUGGCGUCAAUGUAUGGAUCACGUAUGAAGGAGGGUCUCGAGUCUUCUGUUACGAUGUUGAACGGCGUCAAAUCUGUUCAUCUCUUGACAUCAGGAAGGUGAUGCCAGGUAGCGAAACAAUCCACACCUUGGAUGUUGAACUAGCUGAGGAGAAUGUGGUGACGUGCUUAGCACUCCUCGAAAGCACAGAAGGUGCUCAACUGUAUAUAGGGACCAAUCACGGUCUGCUUGUUGUUGCAAAUGCUUUAUUGAUGCAACCGCUCUCGGCAUGUAGACCUUAUGGUGGUGAAUUGACUUCACUUUGUGUUGUGGAGGGACCUCGUGAUGACGAUGUCGUCUCAAAAGUGCGAACUACUCUCAGUACUACAUCGUCAGAAAGCGGUUUGACCUGGGUGAAAGAAAGAGUGAGUGAAACACUUGAACGUAUUCGCGGUAGUCCUGCUCCCUCGCCUGGGCAGACAACAGCGGUUGUCGUCACCGUCGGCAGAGGGUAUAGAAGCUUAUCACAUCGUUUUGUAACUCCGACUCCGCUAAGCAAUAGUUAUUCGAUAGCGAUAUGGAGAGCAGAGGAAUGGGUAUAGUUUGACGCUAGAAUUCUCUUUCUUCGUCUUUUGUAUUUUGGACGUCAAAAUGUUUGUUUUGCAUAUUGGCUUGUAGCAUGUAUAGCAUGAACAUAUGUAUUAUAGCAAGAAAUGUGAUACUGAGUCUAAGUCAGCUCGUUGUUUUGUUGCAUCUAAUGCGUAAAUCUUCGGAAUCUCAUAAUAUUUCUUGUCACUUUUUAUUGUUGUUUGCAUUCGCAGUGCAUUUGUGUUGUUCUAAAAGCCAAUUAUUUGUUUUAGCAAAUUUGUACAAAUUCUUAGAUAUCGACUAGAUAAGUCUCGAUUCUUAAUGAGGUCGUUUUUUGCCUCCGUCUUUCGUAUAUCUGAUUGUCC
This is a messenger RNA of Cylicocyclus nassatus, 7491 nucleotides long. NCBI's taxonomy places the organism in Eukaryota, Metazoa, Nematoda, Chromadorea, Rhabditida, Strongylidae. The record is from the annotation of a GenBank genome assembly.